Molecule: messenger RNA, 1741 nt
Organism: Clupea harengus (Atlantic herring)
Lineage: Eukaryota; Metazoa; Chordata; Actinopteri; Clupeiformes; Clupeidae
Product: CD209 antigen-like
Exons: 3
Coding region: 15-308 (97 amino acids)
Source: RefSeq, a predicted model, not a curated record
GCAACCAGCACUGCAUGGAUCUAGGGGGGGAUCUGGUGAUCAUUGACAGUGAGGAGGAACAGAAAUUCGUCUCAGGAUUUAAGAAGAGAGUUUGGAUUGGUGCUGUGAAGACAGAGGGAACCUGGAAAUGGGUAGAUGGCAAAGUCCUGGGUGAUGCAGGGUACUGGGCUGAGGGAGAACCAAAUGACUACCAGGGAGAAGAAGAAAAUUGUCUAGAGAUCAGAGGAGAUCUCAAGGACCCUCUGAGAACCUGGAAUGACAGCAUUUGCAGUAUGGAGAAAAUAUAUAUUUGUGAGAAAGCAAUGUGAUUUAAAUUAAAAACAUCUAUCUUAUUUCGAGUCUUCCCAUAGGACAAUUGUAGUUUUCAAAUAUUUUGAUAGCUCAGGAAACAUAGAUGUGAUCUCACUGUUGUUUCAAUUAUGUAACAAUUUAAUCUCUAAAGAUUUAAGCUUUAAUGUCCUUUUCAUCUCAUUGCUGUCUAGGGUAAACUGAGGAGAUAAUAAGUAGAUCUCUUUUGAGAUUUUCUCUUCUUAACAUUUUUCUUAUUCUACUUGUAUCAAUGAUGCCAGACUACCCAUGAAUCUUUAACUGCUGGGUUCCAUGUUAAUGAUACCUUGUCAGGUGCUGUGAGCAGUUUUACAUAAAUGUUUUUUGAAAGCAGAAAAAAUGUUAACUUGCACGUCACUGUACUCACUUAUUACUUGCUUUUUUAUUAGUAGUUGUUCUCCGAAUGUCCACCAGGUGACACAAAAUGUGCAUCUAAUGUAAAGAUGAAUUUGACUUUAGGCCUACAAUAGUGGCAGCAAAGUGUAAAUCAAACAAACAUGGAUACAUUACAGUUAGUCAUUUGACAGACGCUGUUAUUCAAAACAACACUGAAGAUGACCCUUCCCCAUGCAGUUUCACCCGACGUAAAUAUCAGAUAAGUAACAGAGACUGAGGGAAGAGGGAAAUGUUUUGUUUUCAUUUAAAUGUGUAUUGUGCAUGGUCACGAUUUGUAUGAUUAGGAUGUUAAAGUGAUGGGUCAUUAAAAAGACCAACCCUGAUGAAGACAUUAAAGGGGACAUCUAGUGCUUCUACAUGUUAAUUUGGGUAUCUGGCAUGUCUACCGACCCAAAAAAGAACUCCCGCGAUUUGUUAUGGUUCUAGUACGUCAGAAACGUCAUGCUUGAGUGACUGCGAAUGAGCUUCCUUAUCAUUCUCUCGUCACUAUGAUAUGGGAGUCUCUCUCUUGCAUGGCCUUGGCCCGCCCCCCCUACACCCACUAUAGUAGAUACGAUAUUUGCCAAAGCACUUCACUUCGUUUUUGCAAACCUCAGAUACACUUGGAAUAGCUAGCUAGCUGCAUGAAGCAAAUUAAGCCCUCAAGAUGCGCUGUGGUCGGCUGCACAGAUUUGUACAUAACGUCCCAGGCUCAGAAGACACAAGAGAGAAAUGGAUUGAAUUCAUAUUUAAUGGUAAUUGUUGAGUUGUGGUGCACUGUUGCUGCAGCUACCGUUGCAUUCGGAGGAAAGAAUAAAUGAUGGAGUUAUCUUUAGCCGUUCUUGGCGUAUUUAUUUAACAGGCUUCUGACACAUCAGUCUCACGGUCAGAGCUAACUUCAACUGACUAACUAUCAUAUGGCAAAUCGGCCUUUAUAGCCUGUACCCUAGCGCCACCCUGUGGCGUAACCAUAUAUACAUACCACAGUACAGCAUUACAUUACAUAUACAUCUGAGUACAUAAUGAACAUAUCUCAACA